CGCCAGAGCGGCGGGCUGGUGUCGCUUUACGGCGGCGCGGCACCAAUCGGGCCGGGCUUGACGUGCGAAGGGGGGAGUCGCGGCGGCGGCCGCGCUUUGCGGUAGAGGCGGCGGCGCGACAGAGGGGCCGUCUGGCUUUACGGCAGUAGCGGGAUGAGCCUUUACGAGCUGUUCCGGGGGUUCUUCGGCUUCCCCCGGGGCCGCAGGCCCCGAGACCCCUUCUUUGGGGGCAUCACCCGGGAUGAGGAUGAGGACGACGAAUACGACGAAGAUGGGGGCCCCUCAUUUGGGGUGCACCCCAAUGAGGACUUUGGGUUCAGCUUUGGCGGGAUGCACUUCCAUGACAACUUCGGCUUUGACGAGCUUUUCCGUGACUUUAACGAGCUCUUCAAUGAGAUGGGGGCCUGGACCCUGCCCUGCCAGCCCUUUGAGCUUCCUGGCACUCAGGCUGCCCCACCUGCCUCGGGCCACCUGAGUGAGGAGCAGAAACGGCAGGCGCUGCGGGACUCGAUGCUCAGAUAUCCGGACAGUCACCAGCCCAGGAUCUCUGCAGAAGGCCCGGUCCCUGGGAGGGACUUGGGGGACAGUGCGGGCCUGGCAGCUCCAGGCAUGAGGCCUUGGCGGCCAUUUGCUGGGCUGGGAGAGAUGCAUCCGGCUCUCCCGAGUGCCAGGGAGGACAAAGAUCUGGAUUCCCGAGUCUCCUCGGAGGGGCUGGAGACCAUCCUGAGACCGGGGGAGCCAAAGGCCCACUCUUAUUUCCAGAGCGUGUCCGUUACCACGGUGACGGGGCCCGAUGGGACCGUGGAGGAGCGUCGGACGGUGCAGGACAGCCAGGGGCGCAGAGAGACCGUCGUCACUCGCCGCAGAGGGGAUCAGACCCUUGUCACCACCAUCCCGGAGGGCGGGCAGGGCGAGGACACCAUCCCGGAUGAUGGGGAGCUGGCGCAGUUUGUGGGCGACUGGCAGCAGAGGAGGGGGCUCCGCGCUCCAAACCUGGGCGACCCCUUCUCCUUCCUGGAGACCGUCUUCCGUGGCUGGUUCUCAAGACGAUAGCCCUGGCCUCCCUUGGAGCAUCCCUGGGAGUCCCCGUGGGGCCUGGCUGGCUGGCGGUUCUGCCCCAUUGCAAGCCUGAUAGGCGCUCGCUCGCUCCCCUGGCUGCAGGAGACACUUGCCUCUCUUCUGGGUCUGCUGCUGGGUGCAGGGGUGAGCACCAGGGGGCGCUCUCACUCCAGCUGCCCUGUAUUGCAGGCGUGUCCGAAGCCCAGCAGCGAAACCCGAGGGUACGCCAGGCCCUGGUGCCGUGCUGGACGGGCUGCCUGCUUUCCAGGGGAUCACUGAGCUGCAGUUCCUUCCUGCCCCUGUACAUGCAGAGGAAUAAAGUCUAUUUAUGCUA
Malaclemys terrapin pileata is the source of this 1393-nucleotide messenger RNA. It is a transcript of the gene HAX1, whose product is annotated as HCLS1 associated protein X-1. The record is from RefSeq and is a predicted model, not a curated record. Gene Ontology annotation, cellular component: apical plasma membrane; mitochondrion; clathrin-coated vesicle. Gene Ontology annotation, biological process: regulation of actin filament polymerization; negative regulation of apoptotic process. NCBI's taxonomy places the organism in Eukaryota, Metazoa, Chordata, Testudines, Emydidae. Bases 154 to 1053 code for a protein of 299 amino acids. The transcript has 8 exons.